AUGGCCUCUCAGAACAUGGAUCCUGCAGCAGCCUCGUCAACGGCAGCAUUGAAAGGGAGCGAGACGGGCGGAAGUGUGCCAAAGGGCUCCGUCUCCAAAAGACUUCAGCAGGAGCUGAUGACACUAAUGAUGUCAGGAGACAAGGGCAUCUCUGCAUUUCCAGAAUCUGACAAUCUUUUCAAAUGGAUUGGGACUAUAGAUGGAGCUCCAGGGACAGUUUAUGAGGGUUUGAGAUACAAGCUGUCACUAGAAUUUCCCAGUGGGUACCCUUACAAUGCACCCCGAGUGAAAUUCAUCACACCCUGCUUCCACCCUAAUGUCGAUGAGAAUGGUUUUAUUUGCUUAGACAUUCUAAAGGACAAGUGGUCAGCUUUGUACGACGUCCGAUCUAUCCUGCUUUCCAUUCAGAGUCUGCUUGGUGAGCCCAAUAAUGAAAGUCCAUUGAAUUCUGCUGCUGCUGAACUGUGGGAGGACCAAGAAGCCUUCAAAGUUCAUUUGCACGCUACCUACAAGAACUGA
Molecule: messenger RNA, 519 nt
Organism: Chanos chanos (milkfish)
Lineage: Eukaryota; Metazoa; Chordata; Actinopteri; Gonorynchiformes; Chanidae
Product: ubiquitin-conjugating enzyme E2C
Exons: 6
Coding region: 1-519 (172 amino acids)
Source: RefSeq, a predicted model, not a curated record